AUGUGGGUGCUUCGCACUCCGACGGGCGUCGGCUCACUUGAGUUGCAGACAACGUCAAUGUCAUUUUCUCUUGGGCCAAGAGAUGUGCUUGUUCGAAUUCGCGCCGCGUCGUUGAAUCCUCGUGACUUGGCCAAAAUCAAUCACCUGCAUCCGACACCUGUAAAAGAAUCGCUUAUACCAGGGUCAGACGACGCCGAGAUUGUCCUGGAGGUCGGCUCGGAUGUUCAUGAUUUCUGCGUAGGGGACAACAUUGUUACGCACAUCGCUACUCACUUAUCAGAUGAGGCAUUCGCAACGACGGAUGACAUGAUUCAAGGAUUGAGUCAGCAAAGGGAUGGCACUUUAUGCGAAAUUGGUGUCUUUAGCGACACCGCUCUGGUUCGGAUGCCGAAAAAUUUGUCAUUUGAGGAAGCUGCAACUUUGACCUGCUCCGGCCUGACGGCAUGGAACGCCUUGUUCGGACACCCGGGCAAGGUGGUGCACGAUGGCGAUCACGUUCUUGUGCAAGGAACCGGAGGCGUGAGCAUCGCUGCUUUGCAGGUACGUAAGGCCAUGUCCUGCAUUGCAUCCUGUGUGUCUUGCGGCGUUGGAUCGGGCACUGAUAAUUGCGAACGAAUAGCUUGCAGUAGCAGCCGGUGCAACAGUCGUAGCUACAACAAGCAACCAAGAAAAGUCGAGUCGCCUGAAAGAACCUGGCGCUUCACACGUAAUCAACUAUCGCACAACCAAGAAUUGGGUCAGUCUAUUCUUGUCACGCGUCCUGGUGGAGUUCUGAGCGUCGUCGGAGCCUCUGGCGGAUUUGAAGGUGAGCGGCCUGAUAUUUUGAAAGUUCUUUUUCGCGGGGUUUCUCUGCGAGGGAUUGUCAUGUUCCGAAACAUGGUUGAAUUUAUAGAGGCGAAGAACUUACAGUCGGCGGUGGAUGGUGUGACGUUUGCGCUAAAAUAUCUGAAGGCGGCGGUUGAGAGGCUCCGGAAAGGGGAGCACUUUUCCAAGAUUAUUCUCAGGGACUAA
Messenger RNA from Colletotrichum gloeosporioides, 1011 nucleotides. Its product is annotated as Zinc-type alcohol dehydrogenase-like protein. The record is from RefSeq and is a predicted model, not a curated record. Bases 1 to 1011 code for a protein of 336 amino acids. NCBI's taxonomy places the organism in Eukaryota, Fungi, Ascomycota, Sordariomycetes, Glomerellales, Glomerellaceae. Gene Ontology annotation, molecular function: oxidoreductase activity. The transcript is spliced from 4 exons.